UGUGCAAAUCAUAACCAGUUUGGCCUUUUGUACGCCGGAGGAGACUAACCAUUCAGUGUUGAUUAAAUCGUUGAUUUAGAAACUCAGCUCAGUUUUCUUGUGAUAUUGACAAAAUGAGCGACAACGUGGAUAAAUCAAAAGCGCCGGAAUGGGUUGAUUCCAAUUUUUUGAAGGAAGUUCUGGAGUAUGAUGGAAAUUUCAAAAAUUUGAUAAUCAAUGACUUCCACAUCUUUUCAUCUUCCGCUCUUGGCGAUCACUUUGCCAGCAUCAUGUUUCGAGUUAAUAUCACGUUUUCAGCACAAGAUCAUCCAAGUGAAAAAUGCUCGAUAAUAAUCAAAACCUUACCAAUCGUUGAAGGAUUCAAAAAGGAUGCAUUAGACAAAACCAAUAUAGAUCUUUUCGGCACUGAAAUUUUCAUGUACUCCAAAGUCCUGACCGAAUGCAGAAAAAUUUUAAAAAGUGCAGGCUACAAUGACUUACUGGCUGCAAGAAUGAUUUACCAGUCAACGGAGCCCCACAAGGUGAUAGUUUUUGAAGACUUAAGUGAGCUUGGAUACAUUAUGUUCCCAAGAACAAUUCCGAAUGAAGCUGAUACUGCAUUAAUUUUCUCCAAACUAGGGCAAUAUCAUGCGGCUACAUUCAAGUUAGCAGCAGAGGGUCACAAAGCUCUCAAGCUGAAAGGAGGUGUUUUCAAUUUCGGCGACAUAGAUAUGUUCAAUUAUUUCCGAGAACCAUAUUCAUUUUUUACGGUACUAGUGGAAACAUUAUCUGGUUUUGAGGAAGCCUCAGAAAAGUUAGCCAAAGUAUCCUUUGAUAAAAUCGUGAAAAACUGUAUACAAAUUGUCAAUGCACCUGGAUCUUAUGAGGUACUCAAUCAUGGUGACUACCACAUCAAAAACAUGAUGUUCAAGGGGACAAAUGAGACAGCCAUAUCAGAAAUCGUGCUGGUUGACUUCCAAAUAUGUCACUGGGGCUCGCCAGCCUUUGAUCUUGCCUAUAUGUCAGCUAUUAUCCCACCUAGAAUACGACCACAGGCCUACAAGCACUAUUUCGAUGUAUUCAUAGAUGUCCUGGAAAAAUCUGGGUACAAAGGGCUAUUGCCUACAUUCGAGCAACUGCAAAAAGAUUUGAAGUCAUAUCGAAUUUUGGAUUUAUAUUUCCUGGGAACAAAUUCACCAGUCCUUUGUGCAGAUAAAGAUCAACUGAAGGACGAAAUGGAGACUCUGUUUAAGAAUCCAAGCUUGUUUAAAGUACUUUACAGCCAACCUACUUAUAUUUCCUAUGUGAAAGAGUUACUAACAGUACUGUUGCAAGAGGGCUUUCUAGAUGAUCUGAUAAACUCCGAAAAUCUGCAGUACGAAAAACUAGCUUAUAGUCGGGGAAACUGGGUGGAAAUUGAAACGAUUGCGUUGAGAGGUCGCCAGCUAUCUUUGCGUCAAGGUAGAAAAAUGAAUUUCUUUGACGAGGAAUCAGUGCCACCCGAGUGGAUCAAUUCAGACUUUCUGAAGGAAGUUCUCGAAUUUAAUGGAGAGCUGAAGGGUGUUUCGAUUGACGAAUAUGAAACCGCUCCAGCAGUUGGUCCCAGUGACCAUUUUGCAAGCAUCAUGUUUCGAACGAAAAUCACUUAUUCAACGGACGAGAAGAAGGGUGAGAAAUGUUCCGUGAUCAUUAAAGCUAUGCCAACUGUGCCAGGCAUGAAGUUGGAUUUUGUUACGAAGAACGAUUUGGAUUAUUUCGGGACGGAAAUUUUCAUGUAUUCAAAAGUACUAGGAAGGUGCGAGGAGAUAUUGAAAAAUGCAGGCUACACUGAUAAGCUGGUAGCAAAGAUCUUGUAUUACUCAGAAGAGCCAAGAAAAGUACUUGUUUUUGAAGAUCUGAAAGAGCUUGGGUACGCCAUGCCUACAAGAAUGCUUCCCAACGAUGAGGAAGCAAAGAUUUUCUUCAGUAAACUUGCGCAAUAUCACGCAGCCGUGUUUAAGCUAGAAAGUGAGGGUCAUGAAAAUAUGAAACGCAGAGGAACCAUGUUCAAUGCGCCGUACAUGAUGCCUUUUGACGGAAUUUCAGCUCUGUGCGAAGCAGUUCGUACUAUUCCUGGUUACGAAACUAUCGCAGAGAAACUGAGUCAAAUUUCGCAAAUGAAGUUAUUUGAAAAAUGUAAGCAAACUUUAAACAUUCCCGGCUCGUAUAACCUUCUUAGCCAUGGUGACUUCCAUGUCAGAAAUAUGAUGUUCAAAAAUAAUAAAGAGGGCGCAGUUGAACAAGCUGUUCUGGUCGAUUUCCAAAUGUGCAACUGGGGUUCCCCUGCAUAUGACUUAAUUGACAUCGCAGCCGUUAUACCGUAUAGUAAGCGGGAGAAACUCUACAAGUUGUACUUCGACACAUUCACCGAUAUAUUGGUGAAAUCCGGAUUUGAAGGAACUUUACCUACGUAUGAGCUUUUUCAGAAGGAAAUGAAGAGAUAUCAACAUUUUGACCUCCAAUUUUUAUGUAUUUCAACAAUUGCCAUGACCUUGGAUACUGCGAAAGCAGACCCAGCCGAGAUGAUGAAGCUUAUGUUCAACAAAGAGAUUGUUCUGCAAGUUUUCAAACAACCGAAAUAUCUUGCAUUCGUAAAGGAGUUAUUGCCAGUUCUAUUGGAGGAAGGUGUGCUCGAUGAAAUAAUACAAUCAAACUAAAUAAAAUCAAUUUACAUGUGCAUGUAUUACAAGAAUUGUACUAUUUUUCUACUAAUUAAAUAACUGGGCAAGCA
Molecule: messenger RNA, 2749 nt
Organism: Hermetia illucens (black soldier fly)
Lineage: Eukaryota; Metazoa; Arthropoda; Insecta; Diptera; Stratiomyidae
Exons: 13
Coding region: 114-2675 (853 amino acids)
Source: RefSeq, a predicted model, not a curated record